ACUCGUGAUUAAAUCAAUUUAAAUGAUAGUGGAGUGCGCAAGGUUUUCAAGUGCGAGUAGGGAUAUGGAAAAAAUUUGAAUUAAUAAUGAGAUUCACCUUGACCGUGGCCGAAAUCGUGCUUCCGUUCAAUUUGCAAGUUAGUGUCGCAUCAGAAGCGUGAACAAAGCCAUGCGACGCGGUUUGCUAAUGAGCACGCCGAUCUUUACCUCGCUUUUCGCCUCACUCGCAAUUGCCGAUUCCGCAGUAUCUGAGGCGGUCAGCAACAUCUCGAUCAACAUCAACGCGGGAAGCGAGACGCCAGUACACUGCAACUGUAUUUCUGCGGGGGAGUUUUCCAACAGAGCAGCAGAGCUGAAUGAUACGCUGCUGGCAAUCAAAAAUGACAUCGGCAACGAGAUUAAAGCACUCACCGACUCUUUGAAGGAGUUGCACAGAAAGAUAGAUGCUACCAAUCAAAGCGUCUUUUCAAACGCCGACCGACGGUUGCAAGACGCAAAAAACGAUGUCCAUCUGAUAGUGAAUGCGUUCAUUACCAACAAGAAUUUCCCUAAAUUGCUCCUAAGCAAAUUUGUAUCGAAUUGGUACGAAGCGGACAGACUCUGCAAACGGCAUGGAUUUCAGUUGAUAAGUAUCCAGAAUGCUACUAAAGCGCACGAAGUUUGGAAAUUCGCGUCAACAUAUAGCCGGAGCAAUAUUUGGACAUCGGGCACAGAUCAAAGUAAAACCCCUGGAGACUUUUAUUGGCUCACCGGUACCAAGGUUUUAGAGGAUUUGUUUCAAGCAGGCCAGCCGAACGGCUAUGGAUACGACUCAGACGUGUGUUUGGCAAUUUACGAUGGCAGCCUGGCAGAUUUUCCAUGCAACGAAAUGUAUUUCUUUGUUUGCGAAGAUCUGAGACCUUAAUUUUUACGAUUUUCAAGUUGGUUGUAAUUAUGACGUAAAAUAAAGCUGGCAUGAUAAACAAG
Molecule: messenger RNA, 966 nt
Organism: Cloeon dipterum
Lineage: Eukaryota; Metazoa; Arthropoda; Insecta; Ephemeroptera; Baetidae
Product: C-type lectin domain family 4 member K-like
Exons: 4
Coding region: 170-904 (244 amino acids)
Source: RefSeq, a predicted model, not a curated record